AUGGUUGCCAAGAAUGCAUUUGUUCAAAAGUUGACGAGUGUUGAAACUCUUGGUUGCACGACUGUGAUUUGUUCCGAUCAGACUAGUACUUUAACUACCAACUGGAUGGCAGUGGCUAAGCUAGUUGCUAUGGGUUCCAAGAUUGCUCAAGUGUGCAAUGAUGCUGAUGUGGAGAAAUCCAAGCAUCACCAUGUUACGAGCAUUAAAGGAUCCUCCUCGCAAAGAGGUCCCUCAAGCAAUCAAGGAUUGCCGAACUGCUGGCUUUUGUGUUACGGAUGUACAGAUUCUCUUACAGAAACAAGCCUGCCAAAGGAAACGAUGACAGGAGACAACUCUUUACUCUAUAAGCUCAAAAAGUUGGCUUCCCUGUGGGCGUCAAAUUCAGACAUUAGCGGAGAAAACUUUGCUGAUUCUCACACUGAGAUCCUUAUUUCUGAAUAA
Fraxinus pennsylvanica is the source of this 441-nucleotide messenger RNA. The record is from the annotation of a GenBank genome assembly. NCBI's taxonomy places the organism in Eukaryota, Viridiplantae, Streptophyta, Magnoliopsida, Lamiales, Oleaceae.